This is a messenger RNA of Lolium rigidum, 2347 nucleotides long. Its product is annotated as alpha-L-arabinofuranosidase 1-like. The coding region runs from base 200 to 2176 and encodes 658 amino acids. The record is from RefSeq and is a predicted model, not a curated record. The transcript is spliced from 18 exons. Gene Ontology annotation, molecular function: alpha-L-arabinofuranosidase activity. Lineage: Eukaryota; Viridiplantae; Streptophyta; Magnoliopsida; Poales; Poaceae. Gene Ontology annotation, biological process: L-arabinose metabolic process.
GCCGCCGAAGCACGCCCCGGCAAGCAACCCGCAGUGCCGCAGCCAGCCUCCGUCAUACGGCGGCGGAGGCCGUUGCUCCUCCCGGACGCUUCACUUCGAAGCCACCGCCGGCCGGCUACUUAAGGCCGCAUCCUUCCUGCACCUCUCACUCACUCCCCAACGUGUUGUGUGGAAUACACGGACUGGUUAGUGCGAAGGUAUGGGUUCGAAAGAAGCGCCCUGUCGUGCUCAUGCCAUCUUCUGCCUCUUGCUUCUGUUCUGCGCGGGGACCAAGUGUUUGGCAUCGGAGUUUGAGGUCACCCAGGAGGCAAGCCUCAGUGUUGACGCUUCACCGAACCUCGCUCGAAAGAUCCCUGACACGCUGUUUGGGAUGUUUUUUGAGGAGAUCAAUCAUGCCGGGGCUGGUGGAAUAUGGGCAGAACUUGUUAGCAAUAGAGGUUUUGAAGCUGGAGGCCCUCACACUCCAUCAAACAUUGACCCGUGGUCCAUAAUUGGAGAUGAUUCAUCCGUGUUUGUAGCAACAGAUCGUAUGUCAUGUUUCAGUCGAAACACUGUUGCUCUAAGAAUGGAGGUUCUCUGUGACAACUGCCCAGAUGGUGGUGUCGGCAUUUACAACCCCGGGUUCUGGGGCAUGAACAUAGAAGAUGGAAAGACCUACAAUCUAGUUAUGCAUGUUAAGUCGCCGGAAACAACCGAGCUGACAGUUUCACUAACAAGCUCUGACGGGUUACAGAUUCUGGCAUCAGCUGCCAUACGAGUAUCCGGCACAUCGAAUUGGGUAAAAUUGGACCAGAGUUUGGUUGCUAAAGGAACAGACAGAACCUCAAGACUUCAAAUAACAGCUAACAAGAAGGGAGUUGUAUGGCUUGAUCAAAUAUCACUCAUGCCUUCGGAUACAUACAAGGGACACGGUUUCCGCACAGAACUUAUAUCCAUGCUUAUGGAUUUAAAGCCCCGGUUCUUGAGAUUCCCUGGAGGCUGCUUUGUUGAAGGUAGUUGGUUAAGAAACGCAUUCAGGUGGAGGGAUUCUAUUGGUCCAUGGGAAGAGAGGCCUGGACACUACGGUGAUGUUUGGAAUUACUGGACAGAUGAUGGCCUUGGAUAUUACGAGUUUCUUCAGCUUUCUGAAGACCUCGGUGCUGCCCCAGUCUGGGUAUUCAACAACGGAAUCAGCCACCAUGAUGAAGUUGAUACAGCUGCUAUUGCUCCUUUUGUCAAAGAUAUAUUGGACAGUCUAGAAUUUGCAAGGGGGAGCGCCGAAUCAACAUGGGGUUCUGUUAGAGCUGCGAUGGGGCAUCCUGAACCAUUCCCAGUCAAACAUGUUGCAAUUGGAAACGAAGAUUGUGGGAAGAAAAACUACCUUGGAAACUACCUCAAGUUCUACAAUGCUAUACGAGAGGCCUAUCCAGACAUUCAGAUGAUUUCAAACUGUGAUGGUUCCUCUACACCACUUGACCACCCUGCUGACUUAUAUGAUUUCCAUGUCUAUACCGAUUCCAAGGCACUAUUUUCCAUGAGGAACACAUUUGACAAAACCUCUCGUAGUGGGCCCAAGGCUUUUGUUAGCGAGUAUGCUGUUACAGGAAAGGAUGCAGGUAGAGGUAGCCUUCUUGCUUCAUUGGCAGAGGCUGCUUUCCUUACUGGACUGGAGAAGAAUAGUGAUAUUGUUCAAAUGGCAAGCUAUGCACCGCUCUUCGUAAACGAUAAUGACCAGACGUGGAACCCAGACGCUAUUGUGUUCAAUUCCUGGCAGCAAUAUGGAACUCCCAGUUACUGGAUGCAGAAGCUUUUCAGUGAAUCAAGCGGCGCUAUGAUCCAUCCAAUCACAGUCAGUUCAAACUACUCUGGUUCGCUGGCGGCAUCUGCUAUCACAUGGCAUGAUAAUGACAGCAGCUUCCUCAGAGUGAAGAUUGUGAACUUUGGGCCAGAUGCCGUGAGCCUCACAAUCUUGACAACUGGGAUCGAGGGCAGCGUCAAUACGCUCGGAUGUACUGCCACUGUUCUCACUUCUGGCAGUGUGAUGGAUGAGAAUUCAUUCACUAAUCCAAACAAGGUUGUGCCGGUGACGGUCCAGCUGCGCAACGCCGCGGAGGAGAUGCAGGUCACACUGUCUCCUCACUCUUUCACUGCGUUCGACCUUGCGCUGGCGCAGUCCAAGCUUGUAGCGGAGAUGUGAAGAAACAACACGGCGUUGAUGAAUAAUAUGAAGAUAGGCAAGCACCAGCAGGCAAGCACGGAAAGGUGUCAGUGCGGUCUUGUCUUGAUAAAGCACUGCAUCUUGUCUGCAUUGUAUGGCACGAAUGAAAUAAUAAAUGAAAAUCACAUCAAGUUAUUUGCUUUCUUUUUC